Molecule: messenger RNA, 1337 nt
Organism: Etheostoma cragini (Arkansas darter)
Lineage: Eukaryota; Metazoa; Chordata; Actinopteri; Perciformes; Percidae
Exons: 7
Coding region: 267-1088 (273 amino acids)
Source: RefSeq, a predicted model, not a curated record
GGUCGCCGUCAUUGCUGCGUACCUAUACCUUUAACUGUCUAUGCUAUCUAUGAAUGCACUGAUCGCUGUCCUGAGAGCAUGUGUGUGUGUUUAGAGAAUUCGGUUGUGAUGCUAACGUUGCGCUUUAACGUAACUUUAAACAUUUAAAUGUCAAAACCCGGUUCACUUACCGUCAAGAAACUCAUAAACGUCAAUUAUCAAAACUGACGACGUGAUCAGAGAAGACUGCUCAAAUUCAAUCUUUGCCCAGGUGUAGUUGGAGCCCAAUGAUGGGUUUCUGGCAGCCGGUGACCAACCUUAGAGAUUACGUAUCCCAAAAUCCUCCAGGGGUUACAUUCUUCCUCUGUCUGUUGACUUUGGCUAUCUCUUUUAUCUGCCUCAGCUCUUACAGCUACACUCACACUCUGCCUAACCCUGACACAGCAAAGGACUGGAACCAUCUGCUGUCCUCCUUAUCUAAGUUCCAGCUGUGUGUGAAAGCCAAUGCAAGUACAUCUGAGCUUGUCUCGCCCGUCCCUUCUCCUCUGAUGGAUAGAAACAUUUCAGUUGACUCUACAAAGACUCCUUCUCUCACCAUGUUGCGUCUCAAGGUUCCUCUGGCUGUGACUUCCAACUCAAACAGCGGCUUUCCAAAAUACCUUGGUUUACAGACUGCCUUGAGAGCCAGUCAAUUACAUCUUGGCGGCAACGAGAUUGUUAAUCUGACUGUAGAGGUUUUGUCUGGAAAUGAUACCUACACCUGCCUCACCAUUAAUGCCCAAACACACCUCCUGCCCAUGAGCCUACUUCCGCCAGAGUGCCCUGCAUCUGAAAACAACAUUUCACCCAUCCAUGUGGAAGCGGGCAACCAGCUGCCUACAGCAUCACAGACCUGCUACAGUCUACGCUCCAAGAACGACCCUACACUCACAAUCAUGUUAACACAGGUGGAGCAGAGCGUGGCGGUGCAACAUCUGUUGGAAGUCAGUGUGUGUCUGCUAGGAGUUUGUUUGAUAAUCUGUGUAGCUGCUAGUCUGACACAGCCAACCCUACGCCGCUACCGUUGGAAUGGACUUGAUCUACAAAAUGAACCCUUGAUGGACACCUGAACAUUUUUAUCUGCUGCUUCCUAAACAAAUCAGUUGGAAUUGGAGAGAGAAGAGUGAUACUACUAUUUUAAAGGGGUAUCCCACCAAUUUGAAAAAAGAAACCGUUUUUCGUGGCAUGGGGAAUUCUUAAUAGUUUAUAAAACGGUUGUAUGAUGUAUUCAGUGUCUCUGGAUCUGGAACUCUGGUAGUUAUCUACGCUUGGGAUUGGAGAAUAUUGAAGAUAUUAUGUAGCAUGCAGCAAAGUGAAGA